CCUGCCGUAAAGCGCAUCUGCCGUAAAGCGCGCCGCUCCUGUCAGUGUUGUUGUCUGAAGAUGUUGAAGAUGUUGAAGAUGGGGUCCAGGAGAGUCCCUGGUCUGGGGGGGGCCCCUGGUCCGGGGGGUCUCCCUGUCCUGGUCCUGAUUUCUUGUAUCGUCGGACGCUUCAGUGCGGUCGCUCUCCAGGACGUCACCGCCGAUCUGUUCGGAACGGAGAACUACGGGACAGUGGCGGCGUUCGGAGACUUCAACUCCGACAAACAGACCGACCUGUUCAUCAUCAGGAACCAGUCUGAGCUGGUGAUCUUCUUGGCAGAUGUGAAGAUACCUUACUUCAAACCUAAAUUCAACAUCAGUAAAGAUUCUUUGCCAAGUGACAGCAUCAUCACCAGCGUGGUACCGGGCGACUAUGAUGGAGACUCUCAGAUGGACGUGCUUCUCACUACCAGCCCCAAACUGGGCGAAGACACCACUGUGUUCAUCUUCUGGGGCAACAAUCAGACUCUGGAUCUGGGUUCACGGUUGGAGCUGAACAAGACCUUCGUGGAUCAACCUCUUGUCAUGGACUUCAACGGUGAUAUGAUCCCGGACGUGUUUGGGAUCCUCAAAGACGGCUCCACUGAAGUCUGCCUUCUGAAGGACCGACUGGUUGAGUGGCACAAGGCUCUCAGCGCCUCCGUCAAGAUGCGUGUUCCCCACUCCAACGCCUUCGUGGACCUCAACAUGGACUUCACCGCAGGUCCAGUUCCCCACAGGAGUCAGGUCUCUGAUGAUCUGUUCCUGACCACCCAGGACAACCAUUUCGAGACUUGGAUCAACAAGCAAGGGAACUUCAGCAGGGAAGAGAUCCUGCCUACUGAAGUCCCCAGGGGGUCCGUCAUCGUGGGCCAGUCCUCCUUUGUUGAUAUUGAUGGCGACGGCCACCAGGACCACCUGCUGCCUGUGUGUCUGGACGAGGCCUGCCGGAGCAGUGCCAUCUACCUGGCAGGACAGAGGAACAAAGAGUGGGUGACCCUGCUGUCGGACUUCCAGCAGGGGGAGACUAAGUGGGGCUUGGUGCCCGGGGCCCCCGGCCUGCCCUUGGCCCUUCAUCUGGGGGACUACAACCUGGACGGCUUUCCCGACGCCCUGGUCAUCCUCCGCAACUCCAGCAGCCGCGCUCAGCGGGCCUUCCUCCUGGAGAACGUUCUCUGUUCCGGCUCCAGCUGCCCCAGUGUUGGCAGGACGUUCCGGGUCCACUGGGACCAGUCGGACAUGGGCUCCAUCCCCCAGGCCGCUCUGGCCACCUUCUACGACAUCUAUGAGGACGGCAUCUUAGACAUGCUGGUUCUGAGCAGAGCAGAAGGCAAGGCCGACUUCAUCAUCCACGCACUCAAGAACAACUUUGAGGCCGACGCCUACUUUGUGAAGGUCAUCGUGCUCAGUGGCCUGUGUUCCAGUGACUGUCCUCAGAAAGUGACGCCGUUCGGGGUGAACCAGCCCGGGCCGUACGUCAUGUACACCACGGUGGAUUCCAACGGGAACCUGAAGAACGCCUCAGCGGGCCAGCUCAGCCAGUCCGCCCACCUCUCCCUCCAGCUGCCGUACAUUGUUCUGGGUCUCGGCCGCAGCGCCAACUUCCUGGACCACCUCUACGUCGGCAUCCCCCGCCCCCCCGGAGAGACGGACAUAAGAAGAAAGGAGUGGACUGCCAUCAUUCCAAAUUCUCAGCUCAUUGUCAUCCCGUACCCACACAACCAACCACGCAGCUGGAGUGCUAAGCUGUACCUGACUCCCAGUAGCAUCGUCUUACUGACUGCCAUCGCACUUAUUGGAGUGUGCGUCUUCAUCCUCAUCAUCAUCGGCAUCCUUCACUGGAAGGAGAAGGUCAGAACAUAAUGAACACACACACACACACA
Gadus macrocephalus (Pacific cod) is the source of this 1901-nucleotide messenger RNA. RefSeq names its product integrin alpha FG-GAP repeat containing 1 (gene itfg1). Gene Ontology annotation, cellular component: plasma membrane. The record is from RefSeq and is a predicted model, not a curated record. The transcript has 18 exons. Bases 61 to 1881 code for a protein of 606 amino acids. NCBI's taxonomy places the organism in Eukaryota, Metazoa, Chordata, Actinopteri, Gadiformes, Gadidae.